UGUGAUGAUCAAUUCGCCUCCUUUGAACGUUCAGAUUACAUCCCCACCAUGCUACUCUGCAGGCCCAGUCCAGUCCAGCUUCCCCAUAGGCUCUAAACUUUGCAUACACACAUCAUUCUUACCUUCUUUUCGCCGCUUAUGCUUGGAGAUUUGCUGAGCAUGAAGCACCCCAUAGGUGACAACCUCUACUGAUCAUCUAUUCAUCCUGUCGCCUACCUAUCUGCCCUUGAUGCCCUCUCGAUCAAAUCCAGACAGCCAGACGCUCCAUACCAUAUCAAAAGAUGGUCCGUGGCGGAAACGUCAAGAGCGAGGGCGACGACUCUUCCCAAAGCGAACCCAAAACGAGCAAAAGAAGAUGUGUGCAGUCUGCUUGUGUGCCUUGUAGGAAACGCAAGUCAAAGUGUGAUGGUGGAAAGCCCAACUGUGCCACCUGUACUGCCGUGUACAAAACGCCUUGCCACUAUGACGAACAAAGUGAAAGCCGCCGCACCAAGGUUGCUCCGUCGUCCUCACAGAAGCGCGACAAUUCGAGUAUUGUCGACUCUGGUGACAAUGCAGAAUUCCUAAUUCAUUCCAUUCGCAACUUGCCCGAUGCCGAAGCGUACGAGCUGAUCCAGCACAUUCGCAAGGACCCCGUCCUCGAUAUCGCAAGCCUCGCAGACACUUGGAAGAAGACAGUGACUCUACCGAUCCAUAGUGCAUCCGAGCAUGCUUCAUUGGAGCAUGAUCUAUCACUCUUGAUCGGGAAGCCAUCCGUUACGAAGACAGGUCAGUCGAGGCACUUUGGUCACAGUUCUAGUUUGGGAUUGGUGCCAGAGGAUGAAGACUACACAAGGGCACAAAUACAACCAGGACAGGCCCUCGAGAAUCGUCGCAAUGGCACAUGGACGACCGUGACGGACGACAUCGGUUUCGUGGAACGACUACUCGAUCUAUACUUCCGCUGGUCGCACCCAUUCUAUGUCGCAUUCUCGCGUGAAUGCUUCUACAAGGACUUUCGAAGCGGGCGACAAAAGUACUGUAGCCCAUUACUUGUCAAUGCAAUUCUAGCCUAUGCUUGUCAUUUCACGGAUGAUCCUGCUGGCCGCAGCGACCCGGACAACUUUCGGACAGCGGGCGAUUACUUUUUCGCAGAGGCGCGGAGGUUACUCUACGAAGACGAGACUCCAUCGCUGCUCACAACACAGGCACUGUGUGUCAUGUCGAUACGUGAGCCCUCUGCCGGGAGGGAUAGUUCUGGCUUCAUGUACAUUGGGAGAUGCAUGCGCAUGGCCGUGGAGCUCGGGCUGCACUUGAAAGAUACGUCGCCUGACUUGACACUGACACCAUCAGAAGUGGAGGUGCGAAAGGUGACUUUUUGGGGUUGCUUUACUCUGGAAACCGUGUGGUCCCUCUGCGUCGGCAGGAUAUCACAGUUGCCCCAAGCAGCUAUUACUGUCGACAAGCCGAUACUCGAAGAAGACUUCUAUAGCCAAGUCACUCCUGGAAUGGUCACCAGCCGUGUCUUCCUACAGGAAUUUAGCACUCUGUCCGAGCUCAUUAAUGACAACAAUUUUAUGUAUUUUGCCCCGAAAGAACGAUUCACGAGCCGGCGUCUUCUCGACAUGUACAACAAGUAUCAACUCUGGUACAAGAGUUUGCCGUCAUCGCUGAGUCUUCCUACCGAUGGAGGGCAGCCACCCCCUCACAUCAUUGGCUUCUCUAAUGAUCUUCACAGUAUGCUGUACUACACGGUACUCGUACAUCUGUUUCGGCCAAUGCUCAAGGUCGAUCUCAUCCACUCCGAUCUUCGACCUAGAGAUAUUUGCAUUGAUAGCGCCAACAUGGUAACUGACCUGCUCCGGCUUUACAGGCGCUACUAUGACAUGCGGGCAUGCCAUCUCAUCAUAACACACAUUCUUCUGUCCGUCAGCAUCGUCCACCUGCUCUAUUCCCCCGAUAACCCCACAAGCGCAGCGAAUCUAGUAGACAGUCUACAGGGCCUUGAGGACUUAUCGGUUUGCCACUAUUUCGGCGCCCGCUCCUUCAAAAUCGUACACGCAUUGGCUAAGACGUGGAACAUACCUUGGCCCGAAGCUCUCAACCUGAGUAAACUGCUCCCUCGCGACGACGGAACUCUUGAAUCGCCCUCUCUCGACAGCAUGUUUAACAGCAAGCCAACCCCAGUAGCUGCACACGACCUUCAGGCGAACAAUUAUGGCCCACCGUUGCCUCAACCCGGGAUUUCCGCUCGCCGGGAAUCCCUUUCGAUGUUCGCACCCAACCCAGACAUGGCCGCUACUUCCCAAGAGUCGAACUUUCCACACCGGCCCGCGAUGCUCCAAACCGAUGGCCUAAACCACGCGACACUUGGAUACGCAAACACGUCCGCGUCCCCUACAGCAGCGCUCCACCAACACCAUCACCACCACCACCACCAACCACAACAACAGCAACAGCCACAGCAACAACCACAGCAACAGCAGCAGCAGCAGCAGCAGCAGCAGCAGAAUCCCGCGACCGAAGCAGCCGAGCACCUCUUCUGGACACCCAUCCCGGGCAUCGGCGUCCCCAUCAUCCCGCGAACCUACCAGAUGAGUCCCAUGGACCUAAAUAACAUGCUCGGCACGGCAGGCGCCGACGAAUGGAACCGCUUCAGCAGAGACGGAUUCAAGAUCAGCGACGCGUGGGUCCCGGACCCAAUGGCCGGGUUCCACAAUGGCGGUGCGGGCGCCACGGUCACUACCGAUCAUCAAGCACAACAGCAGCAGCAGCAGCAGGGCAUAUCGGGUACUUCCCAUGACGGUACUGCUGGGCAGGGGUAUGAUUGGUGGGGUGGUGCUGGAGCUGGCGGGCAAGGGUAG
Molecule: messenger RNA, 2843 nt
Organism: Aaosphaeria arxii CBS 175.79
Lineage: Eukaryota; Fungi; Ascomycota; Dothideomycetes; Pleosporales
Exons: 5
Coding region: 282-2843 (853 amino acids)
Biological process (GO): regulation of DNA-templated transcription; DNA-templated transcription
Molecular function (GO): DNA-binding transcription factor activity, RNA polymerase II-specific; zinc ion binding; DNA binding
Source: RefSeq, a predicted model, not a curated record